AAGUACAAUUUGUCUAUGAGACAAACAUAUAAGAAUAAAGGAAUUACAAAACAACGAUGAAAUGUACAUGCCCGUAAGCCUUGGUCACAACAUAGCUUCGUCCAUGAAUAUGCACUAUGCAAUAGGCUUUGUGUAGAUGCCCCAUAAAAGAGGGGUUACAUUCCCUACUUGGGAUCUUGUAGUAAUGUGAAUACAAAUACAAUCUCAUACUCAAUCACUCAAUUCCAACCACACCUAUUUCCUCCUUCUAAAAAGGACAAACAAAGAUGAUUUCACUGCUCACUAAAAAUUCCUCUGCCCUCUUUACUACAUACUACCUACCUCAUACAAAAUACACAACACAACUUUAUCCUAAUCAUACCCCAUCACACAACAAAAUUAACCCAAAUAAAACAGACCAAGGGGCCAUCAAAGUCAACAAUGAUUUCCUUGCAUUGCUUUUCACUAUUUCAUUUUUUCUCCAAACCCAAUACCAAUAAAUCCUCCCUCUCUUCACCCUCAAAAAUCUCACAUUUUUUCACUUUCUAAUUAUCCCACUUUUAAACCCACAAAACAAAACACAUACAUAAUAAUUGCAACCAAAUGACACUCCACAAAAGAAGACUAGUUCAAACUAGUACCAUAUGUUUCUCUAUCAACUCCUUUUCUCUUCAAGUGGUGGCCACAGCCACACUACUAGUGUUUCUCCGCCUUUCGUGUGUCGCGGCCACCCACACAACCACCAAUCGUGUGACAUCCUACCCGAAUUUCCAACACUUGAAUGUCCCUAAAGAAAUAGCCUCCAAUAAGCUUCAAAUUAAGCAUUCUCGUCCUACAAAAUUAGAUAUCGAUCAUCACCAUCAUCAUAAUCCUCUUCCUAAAUUUAAUGAACUAAAAACCGUCACAUUAUUAUCCAAUGACGACAACAACAACAAUAAGAAUUCAAGUUUGAACCUUAAGUUCAAUCUCAUUCAUAGGGACAAGCUUAGCAAUAAACUAUCGGCAUCUGGCAAGCACAAGCAUGAUCACACCCAUCGAUUCUCGCUCCGAAUACAGCGCGACAUCAAGCGUGUUGCCGGCCUCAUUCACCGCCUUUCGAAUACUAACACUAGUGGUGUGGAUGAUUACAAGGUGGUGGAGUCAUUCGGGUCGGACGUGGUUUCGGGUAUGGAUCAAGGGAGUGGAGAGUACUUCAUAAGGUUAGGAGUAGGAAGUCCUCCAAGAAAACAAUAUGUUGUCAUUGACUCGGGCAGUGACAUAGUUUGGGUACAAUGCCAACCUUGUAAACAAUGUUACAAACAAUCUGACCCGGUAUUCAACCCGGCCCAAUCAGCCUCGUAUUCGGGUGUCUCGUGCUCGUCGUUCGUGUGUAGUCGGAUUCAAAACUCGGGUUGCAGCCACGCAGACCGAUGCCGGUACGAGGUGCUAUACAGUGACGGAUCUUACACCAAGGGGAACCUUGCAUUUGAGACUAUCACAAUUGGUGGGACUGUUGUAAGGAACGUUGCUAUGGGUUGUGGACAUAGUAAUCAAGGCAUGUUUGUUGGGGCUGCUGGUUUGUUGGGGUUAGGUGGUGGGUCCAUGUCUUUUUUGGGCCAACUUGGGGGUCAAACUGGUGGAGCCUUUAGUUAUUGUCUUGUGAGCCGAGGGUCUGGAACCCCCGGCUCACUAGUAUUUGGACGAGAAGCUAUGCCCGUUGGGGCUGCUUGGAUCAACUUGGUCCGCAGCCCCCGGGCCCCUAGCUUCUACUACAUAGGGCUUAUGGGACUCGGGGUAGGCGGGGUCCGAGUCCCGCUCCCUGAAGGUGUGUUUGACCUCAACGGGUCAGGAGACGGUGGAGUGGUCAUGGACACGGGCACGGCCGUGACCAGGUUUCCUACCACCGCCUACCAAGCAUUUCGGGACUCAUUCUUGAUCCAAACCGCCAACCUCCCCCGGGCCUCGGGGGUGUCGAUUUUCGACACAUGUUAUAAUCUAGCCGGGUUCGGGUCAGUACGAGUCCCGACCGUAUCAUUCUACUUUACGGACGGGCCAAUCCUGACCCUCCCGGCAAAGAACUUCUUGAUCCCUAUAGACGAGGCGGGUACAUUUUGCUUCGCUUUCGCUCCUUCGUCGUCAGGACUAUCCAUCAUAGGAAACAUUCAACAAGAGGGUAUUCAAAUAUCUAUUGAUGGUUCCAAUGGUUUUGUAGGAUUUGGACCUAAUAUCUGCUGAAUGUUUAUGAAGUUAUGAACACCAAGCAAUUGAUUGAAUUACCAAUUUUAUAGUCAUCAUACUACUACAGUAUAGAAGUAACUCUAAUAAGUAGUAUAGUAAUAGUAUUAUAGUAAUACUGGAUCCCCCUUUGUAAAGUUAAAUUACGGAGUAUUUUUUUUUCUUUUUGCAAUUUUGGCCUAUAUUUUUACUCUUUUUCUAGUCAACUUUUGUUACUGCUAUGAUCGAUUAUGAUUGUAUUGAUAAGUGUAAUUGAUAAAUAAAACCAUAUAUUAUGUUUAUGAAGUAUGUAAUAGUAUGAUAAUCUAUCUGUA
Molecule: messenger RNA, 2507 nt
Organism: Chenopodium quinoa (quinoa)
Lineage: Eukaryota; Viridiplantae; Streptophyta; Magnoliopsida; Caryophyllales; Amaranthaceae
Product: protein ASPARTIC PROTEASE IN GUARD CELL 2-like
Exons: 2
Coding region: 583-2193 (536 amino acids)
Biological process (GO): proteolysis
Molecular function (GO): aspartic-type endopeptidase activity
Source: RefSeq, a predicted model, not a curated record